Molecule: messenger RNA, 3306 nt
Organism: Trypanosoma cruzi
Lineage: Eukaryota; Euglenozoa; Kinetoplastea; Trypanosomatida; Trypanosomatidae
Product: separase, putative
Exons: 1
Coding region: 1-3306 (1101 amino acids)
Biological process (GO): proteolysis; meiotic chromosome separation
Cellular component (GO): nucleus; mitotic spindle; centrosome
Molecular function (GO): cysteine-type endopeptidase activity
Source: RefSeq, a predicted model, not a curated record
AUGCGGCCUGCGGCCGUCGGUGAGAUUCUCAUUCAGAAGGCGAAUUGCCCGCUCUCGGACGAGGCGGAGCUCCACGCCGUUCUCACAGACGCCAGGGCGGCCGCGGCGGCGAGGAAUGUAUUGUUAUCUGGGGAUGCGUGGCGCACUGUGCGUUUGCUUGCCUCCGCCGCUCGCUGCACACUGCAAGCGGGGCGCGGGGACUUUGCGCUACCACUCAUCACGACCGCUUUUGAUCUCUGCCCUGAGCCGUUUCGGCGGUUGGCGUCAUUGCAGAAUGAGAAGGAGGCGAUGGAAGGAUGUGCUCUGGUGCGUCCCAUGCUUACCGCGGCUAAAUCGGAGGGUGUUGGACAGGACGUGCCAGCUGUUGUUUGUACCGCGUUGAUGGUGUGGCACGGCGCACUCGCGUCUACGGCAUCGACAAGUAGUUGCCCGCGUGGGUUUUUCCGAUUUUCCCACGUUGCUGGCGAAAUCCUUACAGAGCUUGCAAUGGACGCAUCAACUCUUGAUAAGUUGGCUGAGUGUUGGCUGUACAACACACUUGCCUUUGCUGAUCGCUCCAAGAACACAAAAGCGGCGGCUUUUUACCUCUUGGAAGAGCUUCAAGAUGAAAUCCAGACUCCUGAGUUGCGGGAGAGAGAUGAGUGGGGGUUGGUUUGCUCUGCCGGUAGGAAUGCAUGCGUGCGCGUGGGUCUUCAUGGACCCCAAGUGGUUGCAAAGUGGGACCGUCUCUGUAUGAAUUUGUAUGCUGAGGGGUGCGCACUUCUCCAUGCAUCUCAGGAGGAGGUGCAACGUCGUGCCUCCGGCGCUAUGAGUAUUUUGAGGAAGUCUUUUGCCACGGAGAAGACGUGCUAUCUAAUAGAUUUCCGACGACCACUCCAAAUGUCAUCCCAAGAAGCCACUCUUCUCAGAGACGCUGCUGCAAGUACAGAUCUUUGCGUCCCCCGAGAAGAUUUUACCCCGAUUCGUGUGGCGUGUUUCUUGAAGCAAUUUACUGGAAGGGAAGGGUGCAACUCUUCCGUCAGCUUUCCCUUUGCUUCAGUUUCUAGUGUGGUGUCCAUUGCGCAACGGCAUCGCUAUGCUGACAUCGCAAUAGAGCUUAUUCGAACGGGGUCAGCACCAAGUUUGGGCGAUGACUCGUUGCUGCUAUGGGGGACUGAACUGGAGUGCCUUAUUAACAGAGCGGUGGGGAGCGACGGUGCAGGUGUAGAAUGUGCACCACGAGAGCGGGCUUCCACGCAUGUACACUUCGGAGUGCCGAGCCCGCUACUGCAUGAAAUUGCUCAGGAAUGGCGUGCCACAGACGUGCUGCGGAUCCUUGCGUCAUCACAGACGGUUGAAGAUAAGCUGCCGGCGGGAUUGACGAUGAUCCGUGGCGACAGAACGAUUGGGCAUCAAAUACUGCGAGACAAAAUUGUUCCUUCUUUUGUCCUUGAUGGACUCUCGCGUCUGAUCGUCUGCCUAGUGGAUGAGGGAGAUCUGCCACUUGCAAGGUGUUUUAUUCCUCUUGUGGCGGGCAUCUGUGAGCGGAUGUCGUCACAGGCAAAUCUUCUUGUAACUUUACAUGCGAUUGCUGCUUUUGCACAGGGCUGCCACUAUGAUGAUACGGAUGGAUACUGGACGACUGUAACCCGCGUCCUACUCCCAGUGCUUCUGCCCCGCUCUUCCGGAAUGUCACCGCCGUAUCGGCAAACGAAAUCAGUAGUUGCGGGACGCACAUUUUCUUUGCGGCGUCGUGUGUUUGAUGCAUUUUGCGGCACUUUUCACACGAGAGAAAAUGUUCAUUCGCAUUGCCAGCUGCAGGUGCUUUUGACAAGCGAUCAUGAGGGUGUGCAACUCAGCCGUAGCAGCGGUGUGGAGGGGAUGACGGUGUGGGAGAAGGUUUUGCCAGUUGGAAGGACUUUGCUGGAAAUGGUGGCGAGGAUGCGUGAAAUAGAGGCGCAGAACCGGCGGCACCUUGAAGCUACCCUCUACAACAAGGAGGUCUCUUUGUUGGGGAAGGAGAAGAUGGAGGCGCCUUCCGACGCCACAGAAGCAUUCAGCAACAGUGAGGUGGAGAGGCAAAGCAGAAAGGCGAGAGCUGAGUGGUGGGAGCAGCGACAGGCGUUCGACAGCGCAAUACGAAAGGUUGUCGAGAAGCUGCAAUCCGACGAGUGUUUUGGAUGCUGGCGUGUGGCGAUGUGCGGUGAUUUGCCCCCUUCCUGUCUUUUAGAGCUGAAACGGGUGGCCGCCCAAUUAAUUCAUGACAUUGGCGCACCCGCGCACCAUAUGUUGGACGUGACGCUGAUUUUGGCUGGACUUCCCUUCUUGGGGACGCGCUUUUGCGCCGGAGGCAAAUUGUUAUUUAGUCCGUCCCACGGAAGUGCGGAGGGCAAAUGUGCCUCGUGUGAUGAGGUAUUGUGCAAUCUCUCUGGGGCGCUGGAAAUCGAGCUUCUCAAAAAUGGCAUUGCUGCACCUUCAACUGGUCUUCUUUCUGUUUUGCGUGGAGCGUGCCUCUGCGCACUAGCAACGAUGUGUAAAACGAUUUCAGUUGCGUGUGAGUCGGAAUUGGGGCAUUUGGAUCUGUUUUCUCUUUCGCGUUCCUCUUUAUACCUUGUAUUGGACAAUGAACUUCAUGCUCUUCCACUUGAGGGCAUGGAUGUCCUGUUGACCGGAAAUGUUGCCCGUGUUCCAACAUCGACAUUCAUUUCCACUAGUAAAGCAGAAUCGUUAGAUAUUUGUGACGGCGGAGUGUAUUGUGUCAUUGACCCCGCUGGUGACAUGCCAAAGACAUCAAAACGUCUUCUCCCUGUCUGCCAGAGAACUGGAUGGAAAACAAGUACGCAGUCUGUGCCCUGCGGCAAGCUUAUGCACGAGCUUUACUCAUAUCGUGCAAAAGCCUAUUUUUAUGUCGGGCACGGAAAAGGGGAACGCUUCCUACACCGCGGAGAACUGUAUGAACGGCUUCCUGAUCCAGAAGAGUUCCCUGCUGUCUUCCUUAUGGGCUGCAGCAGCGCGUAUAUGGAGGGUGGCGCCUCAUAUGAUUCGUACGGUAUGCCCUACGCCUUUUUGCAUGCGGGAUGUCCAUUGUUUCUGGGAUGCCUGUGGCAUGUGACCGAUGGUGAAAUUGAUCGAUUGACAAAACGACUCCUAUUAUUGCUUGCAGGAGAAGCUGUUAAUGAUGGUGAUGGUGCCUCCUUACUCCCUCCGCGGACCGUUGGAGAGGCUCUCGCAUUAGCAAGGCGUGCCUGUAAGCUGCCAUUUCUCACGGGGUGCGCUGCAGUUCUGUACGGCACAAAUCUUUCCUUGGAGAGAACUGUUGAUGGAUGA